AUGACUUGCCUGGUCGUUUUACUUGCUGCUUGUUUCUUCGCUUCGUGUGCUACAGAGGAGACACCGAUCACUGUUAUGUUGCAAAACAAACCUGAUGAUGACCCAAAACUCAAUGGAUGCGCAAAGCUGAUACAGCGGUCACCGGGAAGUUACGUCUCUGGGAGGCUAUCUGGCUGUCAACUUCAGAUACGUCGGAGAGACACGCUGGUUUUUUCACUCAAAAUAGAACACAACUUGAUGGACAGGAAUCUUCAGAGUCUCAGAGGUGACCUAUUGGCCUACGCAGCGAACCGAAUUGUGAACAAUAAAGCGGACGACUGCCUUACUGCGACAGGUAAUGUUUUGCGUAUAAAUGAG
Molecule: messenger RNA, 357 nt
Organism: Opisthorchis viverrini
Lineage: Eukaryota; Metazoa; Platyhelminthes; Trematoda; Opisthorchiida; Opisthorchiidae
Exons: 3
Source: RefSeq, a predicted model, not a curated record